This is a messenger RNA of Cydia splendana, 2211 nucleotides long. RefSeq names its product protein enabled homolog. The record is from RefSeq and is a predicted model, not a curated record. The transcript has 10 exons. Bases 106 to 2049 code for a protein of 647 amino acids. Gene Ontology annotation, molecular function: protein binding. Lineage: Eukaryota; Metazoa; Arthropoda; Insecta; Lepidoptera; Tortricidae.
GCGUAUUCACUUGCCACUGUUCCGAGAAACGCUCCGCAGCUAGGUUAAGCCAAUCCGAAAAAAUAGCUAGAUGAUAGUUCCGUUAAAAGUUCCUACGCGUUAGAGAUGUGGCCGUUGUCGGCGUUGGCGUUGUCGGCGCUGCUGGCGGUGUCGGCGCGCGAGCUGGACCCGGCGGCGUGCGCGGCGCGCUUCGACGUGCAGCGCGACAAGAUCAUCCGCACGGAGGAGUCGCGCGAGAUGGGCGCGCGCUACUUGGCCGAGCUGGACGUGGGCGCGCGCCAGGAGUGCCUGCGGCUCUGCUGCGAGACCGACGCCUGUGACGUCUUCGUCUACGAGGAGAAGAGCCCGGGCAGCUGCUACCUGUUCGCGUGCGGGCCGCCCGAGGACUUUCGCUGCAAGUUCACUGCGCACGGCAACUUCAGCAGCGGCGUGCUGGCCGUAGCCCGCCGCCGAGCCGAGCAGCAGGACCGGGCGCUGUUAGAACAACACGAGCGCGCGCUGGCUAGUCUCAGGUACAAGGUCACUGCGCACGGCAACUUCAGCAGCGGCGUGCUGGCCGUAGCCCGCCGCCGAGCCGAGCAGCAGGACCGAGCGCUGUUAGAACAACACGAGCGCGCGCUGGCUAGUCUCAGGUACAAGUUCACCGCACACGGGAACUUCAGCAGCGACGUGCUGGCCGUAGCUCGCCGCCGAGCCGAGCAGCAGGACCGAGCGCUGUUAGAACAACACGAGCGUGCGCUGGCUAGUCUCAGGUACAAGUUCACUGCGCACGGCAACUUCAGCAGCGGCGUGCUGGCCGUAGCCCGCCGCCGAGCCGAGCAGCAGGACCGAGCGCUGUUAGAACAACACGAGCGUGCGCUGGCUAGUCUCAGGUACAAGUUCACUGCGCACGGCAACUUCAGCAGCGGCGUGCUGGCCGUAGCCCGCAGCCGAGCCGAGCAGCAGGAGGCAAGCACGACGGCGAGCACAACGACGUCAACGACAACGCCGCCGCCGCCGCCCCCGCCCCCGCCGACGCCGCCACCGGCGCCGCACCUGCCGCCCCCGCGUCGUUGCAGCCGCUACCAGUUCGAGUGCCACACCGGCGGCGAGUGCAUUGCCGUGUACAACGCCUGCGACGGCGUCCCGCAGUGCGCCGACGGCAGCGACGAGGCUCCGGAGCUGGGCUGCCCCGCGCCGCCGACACGCGCGCCGACGCCGCCGCCGCCCACACAGAUACAGGACAUAAGCGUGGAGGUAGGCGGCGAGGGCGCGGCGGGUGAGCGCUGGCCGCACCGCCUCGCGCAGGCGCAGCCACACCGGUACAGCACCAACGAGGUGGGCGGGUCGCACAUCUUCAGCCACAAGGGCGGACUGCUGCAGCAGCCGCGAGAGGAGGCGCCGGCGCCGCCGUUCUACGAGCCGCAGCCCGCCUGGCCGAGAGCGCCGUGGCCGCAGCCACAGAAUGUGUUGGAUUCCGGCUGGGGCAGCUACGCUCGGCCGGAGUGGCCGGAGCCCGACCCGCGGCGCGCGUGGCCCGUGCCUCAACCUAGGCCCGAACCGGACAUUCCGGUGUACAUCCCAUCUAAGACGAUGCCGGAGCUACCGCUGGCGUACGGCGGGCAGCACACACUACGUGACGCGCCGAAGAAAGGGCCUCCGCCACCACCGCCGCCGACGCCGCCGACGCCGCCCACGCCGACACCGGCGACCGCGCCGCCGGCGCCCAAGGGGGAGCAGGAGAAUUUAUCCAAUAAGUCUGCUAAACAAGAGGCAAGUAUACGACUUGACUUAGUCCCUUCGCCGGCGGCGGCGAGCGGCGCGGGCGCCGACAUCGAGGUGCCACGCUACACGGCGGCCCACGCGCCGCACUUCCUGAGCGACGAGCGCGACGGGCUGAGCGACCACCCGCCUGCCGCCGUGCUUCUACUCGUGCUUGGUGUGCUAAUGACGGCUGCCAUGGCGGUAUUAGCGGGAUGCCGCGCGCGCGCGGCGCGGCGUCGGCUACGGCGCGGCAAGUCGCCCUUCGCUCACGACGCCGACUACCUCGUCAACGGCAUGUACCUGUAGGCGCCGCCACCGCCCAAGACGCCGGAAAAGUGAUGGUGGUCGUGACGAACUUUUUAGAAAAAGUAAUGAGAUCGAUUCACGAAGACCAAGUUGGUUUUUGCCUUGUUAACAAAACGUGAGCCGCACACGUUAAUAAGUUAUAGUGAGGGAAGUAGUGUCACC